Molecule: messenger RNA, 2582 nt
Organism: Aphis gossypii (cotton aphid)
Lineage: Eukaryota; Metazoa; Arthropoda; Insecta; Hemiptera; Aphididae
Product: fatty acyl-CoA reductase wat-like
Exons: 8
Coding region: 916-2391 (491 amino acids)
Biological process (GO): long-chain fatty-acyl-CoA metabolic process
Cellular component (GO): peroxisome
Molecular function (GO): alcohol-forming very long-chain fatty acyl-CoA reductase (NADP+) activity
Source: RefSeq, a predicted model, not a curated record
CUGGUAUGAUUGUAGUUAUACGCUAAAAUAUAUAUAGUACAAGAACUUAAAUUGUAAUAUUAUUAGAGUUAAGUUUAAAAUUUAUUUUAAUAAUAAUUAAAGUAAUAGAAAAGUAUGUUUAUUGUCAAACCUAGCCACGGUUUUGUCACCUAACUGUAUUAAAUACAGUAGAAAUUUGGGUUUAUUAUUCUGUUUUCUUUAUUGAAUUUACGAUGCAGUGGGAAAUAUCAUAUUAUGUGCUAACUUUGUUAUUUAUAGAACAUUAAUUUGAUUUUUGCUGUAUAUUAUCAAUUGAGUCAUAUUAUUGUCGUAUGUUCUGUAAAAAUUUUUUAAUAUAUAUAUUUUUAUUUUUAUUUUUAUACAAGUUGAAAUUCACGAAGUUACUAAAUUUACUACGUUAUGUCGAGAUAAUUGUCAUGUGCUGUAGUGAGUGAAGAAAGACGAAUGACGAAUGUGCAUACGUAUUUAGUAUUAUUUACAAUCAGAUGUUAACUGUAGUGAGGUUUUUAUUAUAUAGUUAGGUACUGUAUAGUAAACAUGAUUUAAAUUAUAAAUUACUCUUUGCUAAUACCUUUUCGGGUUUCCUCAUUUAUAUAAUAAUAUAUGUGUGUAUAUGCGUAUGCGUGUGUGUUGCUUUUAAAGGCGGGGAGAGCUGUAGAGUACAUACGUCCGACCCCCCGACCAAGUUAAGAUACUAGCUAAAAAUGGGCAGUCUUUCCCCGCUCAAUCAAUUUUUUUUCUAUUAUUCUUUACUGUAAAUUUGCUUUAAAUAAAUGUUAUUAAUAAGGGAUCAACAGUUCUUAUGGUUUAUAGUACGGCGAACGUACAGUGUUACUGUUUUCAAUAGCCAAUUGUAUUACUUCUGUAUAUUAGAACUUAAAUCCUAGUCUUAAUGCGCUAAACCUAAAAUUAAUCAUGGAAACAAGCGUAGCAGAAUCAUUCAGAAAUGGGAUAGUUUUAAUCACAGGAAGUACUGGAUUUUUGGGGAAAGUACUUACUGAAAAGUUACUCAGAUCUUGUCCUGUCAAAUAUGUUGUGAUGCUGGUCAGAAGUAAAAAAGAACUGAAUGCUAAUCAGAGGGUUGCAAAUAUUUACAAACAAAAAUUAUUUGACCGAAUUUGUCUUGAAAAACCAGAUUUCACGAAGUCCAUUAAAGUGAUAGAAGGAAAUUUAGAGGAAUUAUCAAUGGGAUUAUCGUUAAAUGACUUUGAAUGGAUUGUAGAAAAUGUUAACUUUGUUUUUCACUGCGCAGCAACGAUUAAAUUCAAUGAACCUCUUGAUUUGGCCUCAAAAAUAAAUAUCCAAGGAACCGAAAAUUUGCUAGCACUAGCGUCAAAAAUGAAAAAUCUUAAGGGCUUUGUGCACGUGUCGACCGCUUAUUCACACUGUCCGAGGAAUGAAAUCAAAGAAGAAUACUAUAAAGUUCCUGUAACUGUUACGGAGUUGAAAAAUAAAUUGAUUGACAACGUACCAACUUCUAACAUUAUAGAGAAUUGGCCAAAUACGUACACUUUUACGAAAGCAGUCACGGAAAACGUGAUAUUAACAAACGAAAAUCGUUUGCCGAUAUCAAUAUUUCGUCCUUCAAUCAUCGGAUGUACAAAAUCUGAACCGGAACCUGGGUGGUUGGAAAACAUGAACGGCCCGACAGGUCUGGUUACCGGAGUCAUGGUUGGAUUUUUAAGAACAAUGCCAAACAUAGGUAGCAAUAUAACAGACAUGAUUCCGGCCGAUUACACCGUCAACGCGUUGAUUAGCGUCAUGUGGGAUACAGUUAACAGACACAAACAGUCAAAUGAUGUAUCCCUCGAGGCGCCGAAAAUAUAUAAUUACGUUUCUUGUGUCGAAAGCCCUUUGUCGUGGGGUAGGUAUAUCAGAGAAAUGCACGAUCAAUAUUAUGUAGCUCCACCUUUGCAAUCGAUGUGGUACGGAUUUUAUAUUUUCUAUACGAAUUUAAUAAUCGGAAGUAUUUUGAGAUUUUUCUUACACCGAAUACCAGGCGCGUUUAUGGAUUUGAUGUUGAUUUUGUCCGGAAAAUCUCCCAAAAUGUUAAGGAUGUAUUCAAAAUCAGAAGGUAUGAUUGAUUUACUUUAUGAGUUUUCUAUGAGACAAUGGAUAUUUGAUAAUAGAAAUACUAGAGAAUUGUGGCAGUCGCUAAGUGAAGAUGAUAAAAAUGAGUUCCGGUUUAGUUUAAAAGCAUUUGACUGGAAGUCAUAUAUAGAAGCUUAUUAUCACGGUAUUAGGAAACACAUACUAAAUGAAGAUAUAAGCAACGUAGAAAAGGCGUUAUCAAAAAAUUAUAAGUUAUUGAGGCUGCAUCAGUUGUGUGUUGUUCUAAUUAUUUUGUUAAUAUUCCAUUUUUGUUGGAUGUUUAUAAAAUAUUUGUUUUGAACGAAUCAUCACUAUUACAUAUAUAUUUGUAUAAUAUUGUACGUAUCUUAAACGUAUAUUGUAAGCAAAUAAAUUAUGUUUUUUUAAAUAAUUUUUUUAUGAAACUUAAAUAUGUAAAGUUAUUAUUGUGAGUAUUUUAUUUUGAUAAUUAUGAAAAUACAUGUAAAUAAACUGUGUAUUAAGUAUUUAAA